Molecule: messenger RNA, 1631 nt
Organism: Tarenaya hassleriana
Lineage: Eukaryota; Viridiplantae; Streptophyta; Magnoliopsida; Brassicales; Cleomaceae
Exons: 2
Coding region: 130-1608 (492 amino acids)
Source: RefSeq, a predicted model, not a curated record
AGUGAGAGAGGGAGAGAGGUACCGAGAAAGGAGGAGCAAACACCAAGUCCGGCGGAUCUCUGCUCGGACCGACCUCGCGACCGUCGUCCACCGCUCCACCAACUCUCCUGCUCUCCCUGCGAGCUUCCGAUGGCGGCGAGGGUUCCCAACAAAGGAUCUCUCAACCAAAAGAGAUCACGAUCAGCAGCUACCCAAGACGUCUCUGCGUCUAAACCUCCGAAAGAAGCUCCUCCGACAUUCUCCACCAAGAAAGAGUUGAGGAGCGGGACGAUAACUGAGCUCACUGAAAGUAGUGCAGAAAUCACCAAGGGACAAAGCCCUGAAUUGAAGUUCUCGAAAAAGGACGAGGCACGUGAUGCCAUAGAGCGCUUCAAGAACAUUCCUUUCAAACCAUCCAAGUUUAUCAGUAAGGAUACGGUGAAAGAACUUGGGAUAGAGGGCUGUGUUGAUUACAUCUUUGACAAAUUGGGUUGGACAAAGCUUUGUAAGGACAUCAAUCCGACCUUCAAAUCUGUCGCUGUAGAGAUCUUGGCUACAUAUCACUGCUAUUUCCCCGAAGAUGGUACAAUUGAGGAAGCUUACAUGGAAUUUCGUCUGAACCGUAAGUGGGUUCGACUCACUAUGGGGCAAGUAGCCGAAGCACUUGAAAUCCCGAAGGGUUCUACUUGGAAGAUACCUACAAUCUCGUCCCGUGCACUUCAGAAAUUCUGGAAGCAAAUUGCAAUCCGAGAGUUCUCUAGCUCAACUGCACGAGCAUCACAUAUCCAGCAUCCAGCGAUCCGCUAUGCACAUCAGAUUAUAGCAAGCACGAUCCUAGCACGUCAUGAACCAGGAAAGGUACACAAGUUGGACCUCGCCUACUUAUAUGAGGCAUUGCUGGAGUUUCAUGGGGGAUGGAGUCUAAACUCAUUCUCGAGAUCUGGUUGGACAACACUAGAUACUGCAUCGAGGAUUACAAUCUACAUUGGUAUUCUAUCCCAGACCACAGCAAAGAACGUGAACAUAUGCAUUGGCGGUAUCCUUAAAAAGAUAGCACGGAGGGUCAACACAGGAAUCACUUUUCGCAUACCCGACUCAUCCAUAGAAGAUUCUCAACUAGAUGUUGAAACAUUGAAACUGAGAAGUCACAUAGAAAAGGGCACAGGGUCUUGGAUAUUCGCAGAUUCGAGUGAAGUUAAGAGAUCUGUGAAACUUUCCACCGAGGAGAUAGCAACGUUCAGCGUCGAGACACUACGGUUAGAUUUCCUCAACGCAAGGCCAAUCCGAGCAGAAGGAGGCAUAGGAAUACAAGGAGCUCAUACCCACAAUGCCAAACUUGACCUCCUCAACCAGAAUGUGGAAGCAAUGCGUACACAGAUUGAUGUCAAUACAGCUACCCUCGAGACCCUGACCGAGAAACUCUCAUCUCUUGAGAAUCUUCUCCAAGAAAAGAUCAUGAGUAUCGAGACUAAUCUCACGGAUGCAGUCGAGCGUUCUCAACGCCACAUAGUGCGAGAAGUUCAGAAACUCCUCAACGACCAAGCUGGACACACUUCGGAACCCGAGGGUACUGAAUAUGACCCCAUGAACGCAUUCGACACUGAGAUGGCAGACCACAGCGAAGAAUGAAGGACGAGAGCAUCGAAGACAAU